AUGCGUAAUGGGGAUAAGAGACAUAAAGUGGUACCUGUGGAAGGUGGAAUUGUAAUUAGCGGCAAUGGAGAUCCAAAACGACCACUCGGGAAGGUAAUGUUCGAAUUCAUGCCGCCUAUGGAAGAGUGCUCGUACUGCCAAUCGCAGAGCGAACGGAGAGACAAUGUGACAAAUGAAAUCGGAAUGGUGCUGGUCGGUGGCACUGGAGCGAGCGUGUUUCAUCAAAUUGAUGAAGUUAAAUAUAGCGAUUUUGGAGUCGACAAAUUUAGCGUAACUGUUUAUAACAAUUAUUCCGAAACACUUUUU
Molecule: messenger RNA, 306 nt
Organism: Gongylonema pulchrum
Lineage: Eukaryota; Metazoa; Nematoda; Chromadorea; Rhabditida; Gongylonematidae
Source: the annotation of a GenBank genome assembly